Molecule: messenger RNA, 1020 nt
Organism: Closterium sp. NIES-65
Lineage: Eukaryota; Viridiplantae; Streptophyta; Zygnematophyceae; Desmidiales; Closteriaceae
Source: the annotation of a GenBank genome assembly
AUGGCUUGUCGCGUUGUUCUGCUGUCGCUAAUCCUCGCAGCACUUGCGUCGCGCAGCAUCGCCGACGACUUGUCCGACGUCGUCGAGCUGACGCCUAACAAUUUUGGCGAUUUCGUGGGAACGGAAAAGGCGGUGUUCGUGAAAUACUACGCGCCAUGGUGCGGCCAUUGCAAGAAGCUCGCUCCGGAUUACGAGAAACUCGCGACAGCCUUCAAGAAAACCAAGUCGGUGGUCGUCGCUAAGGUGGACUGUGACGCGUACAAGGAGAUGUGCAGCGACUACAGGGUGCGCGGGUACCCCACUCUCAAGUGGUUUCCUGCUGGCACUGACAUCCCAGUCGACUAUGAUGGGCGCAGGGAGGCUGCAAGCAUGGUGACAUGGGUGAAUGAGAAGCUGGGCACGAGUGUGCGUGUGCCUGUGGCCAUGUCUCACGUGGUGGACCUCACACCUGCCACCUUCGAUGCGAUCGCUCUAGACCCCACCAAGCAUGUGCUCGUGGAGUUCUAUGCACCGUGGUGCGGCCACUGCAAGCAGCUCGCCCCUGUGUACGAGCAGGUGGCGGAGGCAUUCAGGCUGGAGAGCAGCGUGGUGAUCGCCAAGGUGGAUGCAGACCAGCACACGGAGCUCAAGGACAGGUUCGCCAUAUCAGGCUUCCCCACGCUCAAGUGGUUCCCAGCCGGCAGCGGGGCACAUGGGGAGGGGGAGAAGUACAGUGGGGAGAGGGGGGUGGUGGAGCUGGUGCGGUUUGUGAAUGAACACGCCGGCACCAGCAGGACCGUCAAGGGCGGCCUCACCAGUGGGGCUGGACGCAUUGAGUCUCUGGACAGAAUUGCGAGUAGAUUCCUGGAAGCUUCGGCUCAAGAAAGGGCUGGUCUGAUGGCAGAAGCAGACGCAGUGGCUGUGCCGGCGACUGUGAAAUGGCAUGCAGAGCGGUACCUGAAGGUGAUGAGGAGUGUGGUGGAAAAGGGGGACGAGUAUGUAAAGAAGGAAAUUGCGCGCCUCUCCAAAGUCCUUGACGGG